Messenger RNA from Microplitis mediator, 1844 nucleotides. RefSeq names its product nuclear transcription factor Y subunit beta-like. Lineage: Eukaryota; Metazoa; Arthropoda; Insecta; Hymenoptera; Braconidae. The record is from RefSeq and is a predicted model, not a curated record. The transcript is spliced from 3 exons. Bases 286 to 1584 code for a protein of 432 amino acids.
UAUCAGGGUAGAUAUGCCUAGCCAAACUGUCUCAUUCUGGCUAAGUACGCCAACUUACAGGAAGUAUGGAAUGAGUAAGUAGAGCAUUCUAUUGACUAUAAUGACGAAAUACAUGACUUCCGGCUUCAAUCGUCUACGGAACCGAUCACGAAUAGUUUAAGCAUUACAUGAAUAUCGUAUUAACCCGGAACAUCUAGUGUUAUCUUUCUUUUUGUCUACCUAACAAGAUCGUAUAUUUAACUAUUUGCGAGAUAAUACUCAGCCUCUAUUACGUUUCAUGAAAUCAUGGGUGACCCAAAUGGCCGAGAUCAGCAGAAUGGAUCUUUACCAGAACAUUAUUUUAUGUUCAGAGAUCAGAUUCUGGGUGCGCAGAUUCUAAAUAAUCAUGGAGGUAUUAAUGCAUUGCAAGAUCAAAUUGGAUUGCAAUACCCUGGUAAUUUACCAGGUUCGUCAUACCCUGUAGUACAUCAGCAAAGAAAUACAAGAUAUUAUUUACCUCCGUCCGCAUCCCAGCAGCAAUUUACUACUCAAGCCUCACAAAUUUCAUCUGUUGCUCAGCAGAAAAUUGCAAUCAGAUCUCGGGAGGACUUUCCUCCAUUACCUCAGCCACAAAGCAUUUCAGUUAAUCAGGAACGUUCUGAUGCUCAGACUGAGCAAAGCAACGAAUCAACAAAUGUUUCUGAUAAAAUCGAGCAGCAAGAUGGACCGAUAAUUCCAAAAGUGCCUUCUGAUUCAUCAGAACAACAGAAACUUGUUGAAGAAUGUCUGUCAAGUUCAACACAACAGCAGCGAAUAGAUUCAUCAAUUACUCAAGAAGCUUCUUCUAUAUCAACACACCAGUCACAACAAGAACAAACUGUACAGCAACAAAAUCGAUCAUUGGACCAAAAACUUGCCACUACAUCAACUCAGCAAGUGAUUUAUCCUCAUCUCCAGCAUGUUAGUCAAUCAGGUUGUGAAUUAGGUUAUCCUUUUUACCAGCAGUAUGGUAAUCAAUUGGUACACCCUGCAUAUCAGCAAUACAUAGGGCCAAACGGUCAACUAAUUCAUCAUAAUUAUCAGCAAGUUGGACCAAGUAGCCAAGUAGUUCCUAUGACAUUUCAGCAACAAAGUGUUCCAAGUUCUCAAUUAAUACCUUCGUCGGUUCAGCAGAGUGGUGUUCUGAGAAGUCCAAUGGUCGGUGCUACGUUUCAGCAGUUAAAUAGGAUGGAUAAUUUGAAAUGGCAACAGUCAGGUGUUUUACCUCAACAACCUCAAGUAAUGGGGAAUCAUUUGAAUAAUAAAACGUCAGAACAUCGUCCACAAAAGAAGAUGUAUGUUCCUACUAAUCAGCAGGGUAAUGUUGAUACUAAGGAAACGAUGCUCGAAAAAGUAGCAUUACUUCUUGAGCAAUCAGCUGGUUCUGAGAAAAAAACGGAUUCACGCCCGAAUGCAUUUAAUAAUAAUAACAACAAUCACUACAAUAAUAAUCGUCGUUUUGGAAACUUCCAAAACAAUCAGUGCCCGCAGAAUUGUAAGAACUGUCAAGAUUUUUGUGCAAAGCAGUGUAAUAGAUGUCGAAUCAGUAGAUUAUUAUUAUUAUAGAUCUACAUUCUCAUUGUAUGAGUUUAAGACUUAAAAAAUCGGUGAUUUGAAAAGUGAUUUUUUGAUUUUAUAAUUUUGCACCGUAAAAAUCGGUGAUUUCAAAUGUGAUUUUUUGGUUUUAUGAUUUUUUUACCGUGAAAAUCGUUGAUUUGAAAAGUAAUUUUUUUUUUAUUUUAUGAUUUUUCACAGUAAAAAUUGAUGUUGUGAAAAAUAAUUUUUUCAUUUGAUGAUUUUUCACCGUAAAAUCGGUGAUUUAAAAA